ACGUUCACGGGGGAGAAAAAAGCGAGCAAGGAGGCUGUGGGCUUCUUUUUAAUCACUUCUCAGUACGGAAAGAUGAGGGGUUUUGUUAUUGUUUUACCUUAGCAAAUCUUUAGGAAUGCAAGACAGGAAAGGUCUGUUUUUGAGACUGAGAAGCUAACGGAGAACUGCUUUGUUUGGAGAUAAACAUAAUUGCGUGCUUAGUUCGGGGGCACUAUAGGCUUCAGAGAGAAUUUCAUCCUGUGCAGGAAUGGUGGGAAAAAUAACCUUAAAGUUUCUCCAUCCUUUUCUUCUGUAGUCGUUGGAAUUAACCUGGUACUGGUCCCGGAACAUCAGACUCUGCCUCCUACGUUAUUUUGGGAUAUAAGCGUGCAAAGAGAGAGAGAGUCUUCUCCAGCCUGCCCUAGGAAGCGCAGACGUAGCUGCUGAGACUGAUGCCGAGGAAGAGCUGACAUACGAGAUAAAAACUGUUAACGUAUACAGAAAUGGAUUUAUGGUCAAGAGUGGCAGUUUGGAUCCUGUGUGGUUUUCUCCUGCAGCAAGGGCAGGGGGAGAGGCUUCUGGCUUCCCAUCUGGAUGAAAGUGCAAUUGCAGCAGAGUUCUGCCGAAUUGAUAAGCCCUUGUGUCAUGAUGAAGAUGAGCAGCUCAGCUUUGAAGCUGUCCGCAACAUACACAAGCAGAUGGACGAUGAUGCCAAUGGCAAUGUGGAUGUGGAAGAGAGUGAUGAGUUCUUGAGGGAGGACUUGAAUUAUCAUGACCCAACAGUCAAGCACAGCACCUUCCAUGGCGAAGACAAACUCAUUAGUGUGGAAGACCUUUGGAAGGCCUGGAAGACAUCUGAAGUGUAUAAUUGGACAGUUGAAGAAGUGGUUCAGUGGCUCAUUACCUACGUAGAGCUGCCACAGUACGAAGAGACCUUCAGAAAGUUGCAGCUGAGUGGACAUGCCAUGCCCAGGUUAGCAGUGAACAAUGCUACCAUGAUGGGAACUGUUCUGAAAAUGACAGACCGAAGCCACAGACAGAAGCUGCAGCUGAAAGCUCUGGACACUGUGCUCUUUGGACCUCCUCUCCUGACUCGUCAUAACCACCUCAAAGACUUCAUGCUGGUGGUGUCUAUUGUCAUUGGAGUGGGUGGUUGCUGGUUUGCCUAUAUCCAGAAUCGCUAUUCAAAGGAGCACAUGAAGAAGAUGAUGAAAGACCUUGAGGGGCUUCACAGAGCUGAACAGUCUCUCCAUGACCUUCAAGAAAGACUGCAGAAGGCUCAAGAAGAACACCGCUCUGUGGAAGUGGAAAAGGUGCACCUGGAGAAGAAACUUCAAGAUGAGAUCAGUAUUGCCAAGCAGGAGGCACACCGGCUCCGAGAACUGCGGGAGGGCACAGAGAAUGAGCUGAGCAGACAAAAAUAUGCUGAGCAAGAACUGGAGCAGGUCCGAAUGGCACUGAAGAAUCCCGAGAUUUUAGCCUUGCAGAAGUGGCUCCAGCUGACCCACGAAGUGGAAGUUCAGUACUAUAACAUCAAGAAGCACAACGCGGAGAAGCAGCUUCUGGUGGCCAAAGAAGGGGCUGAAAAAAUUAAAAAGAAGCGAAACACCCUGUUUGGAACAUUUCACGUUGCUCACAGCUCAUCUCUAGAUGAUGUUGAUCAUAAAAUCUUGACUGCAAAACAAGCUUUGAGUGAAGUGACAGCAGCGCUCCGGGAGCGCCUGCAUCGCUGGCAGCAAAUCGAGCUGCUCUGCGGGUUCCAGAUUGUCAACAACCCGGGCAUCCACACGCUGGCAUCAGCCCUUAAUAUUGAUCCGAGCUGGAUGGGCACCCCUCGGCCUAACCCUUCACACUUCAUCAUGACUGAUGAUGUGGAUGAUUUGGAUGAAGAGAUCGUGUCUCCCAUGUCCAUACAGUAUGCAGCCUGGCUUUUUGGGCGCAGGUUCAGUGAUCGCUCGUCUCUGUCCUCGGAGGAUCAGUCCCUCUGGAAAUACCCUGCUCCUGCCUUGCCCGGCACUGUUCGCCAGCGCCUAGUGGACCCACAGCAUGCCCACGGAUCUCAGAGGUUGGUAGAGAGUUACGCGCAAGGCCAGAAUGAAUCGGGCCAGCCUGCCCAUUUCCUGGCAGGCAGAGUCUCUCUCCGUCGAAUGCACAGCCUCACUUCCGGACAGUCUUUCAGUUCCGACCUUCACGGCACCAGCCCAUCAUCUGCCACCACCACCACCUCUUCCACUUCUUGCUCCUCAUCCACCACCACUGCAUCUGCUCCUGCUUGCCAUAUCCACCCUAUCUAUUACCAUCACACCACCUCCUCUUAUUUCCUUCAGAUGGACUCCACCCCUGAUCUGCCCCCUCCUGAUGUCACCUCUGGAAUUCGCUGUCGCACUGAGAGCUUUGGGUAUAUUGCUGUUUCUUUUCUAGCUCCCACUUGCCUGCUGUGUCUCAGAACCGAUGCUUGCUCGGGUGUUCUUUCUCUUAGAUUCCUUAUGCCCUUUCCUUUUGGGCCUUUAUUUCAUUAUUUGUCCACCUUUUAUUUCUUUAAUCUCUCUCUCAUGCAAGUGGACCCUCUAAGGAAUACUCUGUGGUCCAUUUCCACAUCUGCAAACUCAGUGGAUGAGCACAUGGAAGUCUCCUCCCUGGGGGCUUUGCCGGAGCGGCUGUCCGAGAGCCCCAUGGUGAUGAAGAAGAUGAUGAUGGUGAACCACGGCAUGGAGAAGUCCUCCAGCCUCGGGGAGAUCAGCCACCCGACAGCCGGCAAGCACAGCCACUCGGAUUCCUCCCGCUCGCACAGCCCCAGCUCCACCGACCCAGACACCCCCUCCCCCAUCUCUGACUCCCGGCCCAACAGCGUCAAGAACACGCGCAUCCCGCAGCUGGCUGCCAAGAAGAACCCGGGGGACGAGGACAGCAGCUUGACAGGUGAUGAGGUUGACCUCGGCCAGAGCAAGAAAAAGUUCCCCCUGAAGAUCUUCAAGAAGCCCAAGAAAUAGAAAGAUGAGGGAGGAAGAGGAAACCCAACCAUGAACC
Struthio camelus australis is the source of this 3006-nucleotide messenger RNA. The record is from RefSeq and is a predicted model, not a curated record. Lineage: Eukaryota; Metazoa; Chordata; Aves; Struthioniformes; Struthionidae.